Messenger RNA from Chara braunii, 6265 nucleotides. NCBI's taxonomy places the organism in Eukaryota, Viridiplantae, Streptophyta, Charophyceae, Charales, Characeae. The record is from the annotation of a GenBank genome assembly.
GUUUGCCUCGUUGCGGCCGCCUCCAGUCCACUCCGGGAAGCAGCGCCGUCAGUCCCCCGCCACGCGCAUCGCCGACCUCCCCCUGCAUUGCAUCAUCACCGAGGCUGAGAUCUGGAGCGACCAUCGCCGACUUUAACCCUCCUCCCUCCUCCAAGGCACAAUGUGGAGGUGAAUUCGCAUCGUUCAGCAAUCUGUAGUGGUCUAGUUCCUCUGCGGAUCCAAUGUUCCGACCGCCUCCAUCUGCAACCCCUCCUCCUCCGGUCCCAGGAGGGCCAGGGGCUGCUUUUGGAAAGACUUUGGGAGCAGUAGGCAGCGGAGGUCCUGGGCAAGGAAAUGGUAGGCCAUGGCCCGGACGGGGGAACAUGAAUGGUUCGGGUCCCGGGGGAGGCCGGGGCAACAGAGAAGGAAGAGACUGGGCUCCUGGCAGGGGAGGGAGGGGGGGUGGGCGUGGCCAGGGGGGGCGCAUGGGAGAGGGGUAUGGUCGGGGUUUUGCUGGAGAUGACCAUAUCAGACAAGGAAAUGCGCCGGGCGCUUAUCGAUCGGGUGACGGAAAUGGAAGCAGUUUUGGCACAGGUGGCAGUUCCAGGCAAGGGUUGCCAGCGGAAGCAGUGGAAUGGGGACACCUCCCAGAGAGAGAGAGAGCAACAGGAGGAAGAGGCGGAGGUGGAGGAAGAGGAGGAGGAGGAGGAGGAGGAGGAGGAGGAGGAGGAGGAAGAGGGUGGGGUGGCAGUGAGGGAGAACGAAGUGAUUGUCGUGUUAAUCAGACAGUUGCAAACCAGGGUCAUGAUUUUGGGCGCCAGAGUUAUGAUUAUGGGAAUCGAGCGGAAGGCAGAGAGGGCAGUGGUUGGGCCUCUAGAGGAGAUGCUGGGGGAUGUGUUUGGGACCCUGAUCAGGGGAGCGGGGCUCCCGAGGGGACCGGACGAAACUGGAACCCUGAAGGCAGAGGGCGGGGUGCGACUAGGGAGGCUCCCACGGGCUGGGCCGCCAGGGAAGGAGACCAGUGGGGUGCUGACAGAGAAAAGGGGGAGAUGGGGGGGCAUGGUUUUAGCCAUGGUGAUCAUGACGAUGCCAAAUUGGAAAGGAGUUGGAACCGAGGGCAAGGAGCGGGAGGAGAAGGAAUGGCUAAUGGCCAAGUGGGUGUCGGAGGACGGGGUGGGUUGUGGGAAGGCUGGAGGGCCAAUGUUGCAGGCGACAGACAUUUAAGCCCUUGUGAAAACACCAGACAAAGUGCAGAACGGAGCCAGGAGAGGGAAAAUGGCUGGGUUUCUGGUCGCCAGGACCAAGGUAUGGCAAGAAAAGGAGAGGGCAAUGGAAAAGGCUGGGGAGGCGAUCAAACGUGUCGCGAGAGACUUUGUGGAGACGAUCAAGGAAGGAGAGACUUCGGCCAUCCUGACGUUCAAGACUCAGCAUCGCGUGCAUGGGGAGAUUCCUCAUCACGUACACUUUAUGAGUUCCAGGCAGGGAAGACACAUGUACAGCCAAAUCAAGGCAACGUUGAGCCGAUGGCAUCAUCAUGGAAACCGACGCAUCAACCCCCUCUGCCUCAUCAACCGCCACUUCCACCCCGAACAUCCCUGCCACCUCCAGCAGCACCUUUUCAAGCACAUCAUCCACCUGAACGAUCACCUCGACCACAUCAACAGCCAUUGCAACCAGAGCCACUGCCCCAACAAUGUCGACGACCUCCCCCGUCUCAAUCACCCCAACAAUCUCAACCACCCCCUGGGGCAGAGCAGGGAUGGCCCCCCCAACACAGUCCAAGGCAGAAAAUGGCGCGGCCACUUCCACCAAAAACACCUCCACCUCCUCAUUCUCUGCAGCAGCCACACGAUGUCAAUGGAAUGUCUGGACCGCCUUUACAUCACCAACAGCGGACACCCACACCACCACGAAACCUGCGUCCUCCUUGCCCACCAAUGCCGCCACCACAGCCGCCAUGGCCAAAGCCGCCUUCGCAGGCAGCGCAAGGGAUUGCACGGGCGCCACCACCACUGCAAAGUCAUGUCGGGGAACGGGCCGUGGUGGUGUCUUCAGGUGGGCCAGUGCUGCCAUUUGAACCCCGACAGCAGGGAGGUCGGGUAUCAAUGCCGUCAGCGGGACCGCUGCCGAUGUUGCCACCACAGCCACAUUGUCGCCAGCAGCAAGGACAAACACAAAUUCGUCCUCCUCCUCCCAUGCCUCCACACCCUCACUCUCAUCAGCAUCACAGCAUGGCAGCAGCCGCAGCACCGCCAAUUCCACCAAUUCCGCCAAUUCCACGUGGGCCUCCUCAUCAGCAACAUCCACAGUGCGACAGACCUGAGCGGAUCGUUUCCAUGCAGGACGAGCAGCUCAGGUCACAUCAACGUCCAUGGCCACCUAAUCCAAAUGAUCUAAGCAACCAAGUAGGAGAUCGCGUAUCGCCAAUGUUGUGCCAUACGCCAGGGACCCUAUUGAUGCGGAAUGGAUGUGCCCCAGAAGAGAGGGGUCCAUUUCCAGAAAGAAGGGGGGAAGGGUUGGGCCAGGAGCAAGGUCGGGUCCACCAAAGGGGUGAGCAAUCUUCAAGAGCUUGGGCACCUGGUUCAGGGCGUGACGCACAACAUGUUGGCAGGAAUUCUGGUCCAGGGGAAGAGCCAUCAUCACGCGUUGCAUGGUCAAACGGGCACUACGCUCAGGGGGGAUUACGGGUGGCAGGUUCACAGCCAAUGCAACAGCGUCAGGGCUUUCCCCAGCGAUAUCUGCCUGGAAAUAACCUUGGGCAAAGGGCUCCGCAUCCUCCAACAUUGAAUAGGGAGUACACGGUGCCAGCCCAGCAGCAGACCACUCUUUUACGCCAUUGUGAGACAUGUGAUAAGACAUUUAAGAAUGCUGAGCAGAUGAGCGCGCACCUGAAAACUCAUGUAGCAUGUGAUCAAGAAGGUUGUACCUUUGCGGCAUCAGGGAAACUUCUGAAAGAGCAUAAAGCAACGGCUCAUCACGUGGCAACAGUCUCAGCCUCUGCACUGCGGGCGCUGGCUAAGCGGCCGAAAGAGAGUGAUGAGGAUAUUCAAAGAUGGAUCGCCGAGCGGAAGCGCAACUUUCCGACGGAUGCAAACAUUACACGCAAGAAGAGAGACGCACAGCGACGGGCUGAAACAGGCGAGCUAGUGGAUGAAGAAGAGCGAACUAGAGUAAAGAGGCUGCGGGAGAUUCUUUCGCGGCAAGAACAGAUGGGCUUGCCAGUUGCUGAAAUACCUCCCGAUCUAUUGCGCAUCAGGCGGCCGGUAGGCGUGAGGCGGAAGCCAGCCGAAGAGGAGAGCCGGCCGACUUCCCAAACUGGAGUGGAGAAGCAGCGAUCCGAUACCUGCGCAGCUAGGCCAGCAGCCCAACAGCUCAAGGAUGUGAACUCAAACAAGGAGUCUGGGGUAAAGGAUGCAGGGAAUCUCUCAGCUGGCAAAGAAGUGGAGGAUGUGAAUGGCUCAGGCAAGAAGCGUUCGUGGCCAGAUGACGAGGAUGGGAGAGAUUGGGACAGCCAUGUGGCUGAUAAACGGUGCAACAAGGCUAAUGCCAGAAAGCUGCAACCCUGCCGCCUGUUUCGGAUCGGCCGUUGUCAUAGGGGCGACGAUUGUCGAUUCUUACACGGACAUGAUCAGUCGGAGGGACGACGAGGCACUAAUGAAGUUAAAGUCAACAGUUCUGUCACUGGAAACCCAAUGGAUCCAUGCAACGGUUCCCUGUUGGCGAAGCUUCUAUCACGAGACAUUCGUCGCGACAAGAGCUUUCUUCUUCAGAGUUUCAGGUUCAUGGUGAACAACAAUUUCUUUGCAGACUAUCCGCAGAAAGAACCGCUGAAGUUUUUCAACUGGAAUGCCUCCAACAAUGAGCUGGAAGACGAGGCUGCUGGGACGCUGAAGGUGCACGUUGCUGAAGCAGAUAAGGUGAUCGCUGAUUUGAUCGAUAAACUGGAUGAUAGUGAUGCCCGGGGUGGCAUGAGCGAUGACAAGGGGGGGGAUGAGAAUGAGGACCUGGGUGCGUCCUCUGGGCAUCGUGCGAACAGCCGAGCUACUGUCAGUGGUGUGCACACUCGUGGUAGUGAAAACGAUGGAGGGCAUGAUGAAGACAAGGUGGAAGGUAAGGAUGGGAGUUGCCACGCGGUGGCAAAGAGAUUGGAUAACGAUGAUGAUGAUGAUGAUGAUGUUGAGAAAGAGGAGGAAGAGGAGGAAGAGGAGGAGGGGAAGCAGGGGAAGAAGGAAGAUAGAUUGGUGGCUGAUAAAAAGAUCAGUCAUGUGGAGAAGAAGAAAGGAAAAAGGGAUGAUGGCGAUGAUGGUACCGAUGAUGACAAGGAGGAGGAGGAGGACAAGGACGGCGAGGGAAAGAAGGAGGACAUGGAGGGUGUUGAAGAUAAAGAGGAGGAGGAGAUGGAGGGUGUUGAAGAGAAAGAGAAGGAAGUACACGUGGGUGAGGCUGGCAAUGUGGGUCACUUGAGGGAGCAUGUGGAUGCGUGUCAAACGAGAAGUAAUGGAGUGUUCACUAAGGAUGCAGAUUUUGCAGAGUGGUCAAGUUCCGCUCUGGAUGGCGUAGGUGCCACUAGGUCAGGCAGAGAUGGAUACCAGCAGGAUUUGGAGAGGAAGGUAGAUGGAACAGAACGGGGGAGGGUACAAACGGUCAGGUUUUCCUCCGCGGCAGAUGCGAUAAGCAAUGUGCAAAAUAUGAGCUGGAAUGAAGAUAGCAUACGUAGGUGCAUUAGCAGGAGUGGGGCAACUGAGAAGAGCGACAAUAGUAUCAAGGAGAGAGAGGAGCAGAGAGGCGAGGAGAAGAUGGCAAAUGGCGUACGCAAAGUACAGUCGGCAGACCCUGCUGCCACAGAAGAAGCUGCAAAGGCAGGAGCGCAUGAGUCGAGUGGAAAUGGGAAGAAAAGGAAGAAGAAGGUUUCUGAGACAAAUGGAAUAGAGAAGGAUACGAGAGUCAAGCACUCGUUCAAAAAGCACAGAAAAGGGAAGCAGUCUUCGUUGCCUUCGUCGGGAGGCGGCAGCACCCAUCAUAUGGAAGAACGCAUGAACUGUGUUGAGCAGGAGCAGCAGCAAGAGGAGUGUGUGAAGAUAGCAAAAGGAGUGUGUAAAGAGGCCGCAAUGGAAGAGGAAGCCUGCGAGUUUAUUGGCUGGGGAGCGAUGUGUGCAAAGAUGUGUCUUUCCUAGUGUGGAAGAGAGAUUGCUCUGCAUUCGCUGUCGUGUGCUUCUGACACCGUUUGCGAGGCGCUCAUUUUUUUGCCGGAGAAAGCUUGACGGUCAGGGCUGAAUUGAGAAACGAAGGGACCCGCAUUCGUUCGUUCAGAGUUGAUCGUCGCCUUGUUGUGGAAAAAGGGGUUGUGCUAUACGCUGAAAGUUUUGCUGUAGACAUCUGCAUGUCGCCUGCACAGUCGCCUUGUUGGGGAAAAAGGGCCUGUGCUAUACGCUGAAAGUCUUGCUCCAGCCAUUUGCAUGUCGCCUGCACAGAGUGUAUGUCCUUACAGCAGCUGAAACCGCCACGCAGUGCAUCUGUUUCGUUCUUUUUUUCAGCGUCCGUCUGAUGGGCGUCUGAUGGGCUCAAACCCUCAACCUUCAAUAGCUAUAGGCCACGAGGAGGGGAUCUCGAGUCGUGUUCUGAAAUGAUUCUAUGUGACUCAGACCAAUUCAACCAGCCAGCUGCUUUAUGUAAAUCUGAGAUUCUGGUCUUUUGCCUAACCACGAAGAGGAGUGCCGUCGUUUUCCCUGCAGCAAGUGCGCGCCAGUCGUUCCGGCCUCCCGAUCGCACAAAACAGGUUACAAAUUUUUUUUUCUGACUCCCCUAUUGUCGUGUGUAGUUUUAAGGGCCAUCCAGUCAAUUUGGCUGCUUGACAAUUUGUGUACGCAGGCCUCUGUGUUUGUGGGCUUUUGUGCAUGUGGGAUUUUGUGUGUGUGGGCCUUUGGAACUGGGUGUUCAUCCACCUAGGAGGAGACUAUUUAGGCUUCUGCGACAUGGUUGUUUUGUGAAAUUGUGCAGUUCUCGUUUUGAAUUCAGUGCAGAAUGCACGUGCAGAUGUUUUCCGCAACUGCUAGAAAAACUGCAGAGGUGUUUCAAAGAUACGUUAUGGCCGUGCCGGUGGACACAGGCCGACACAGGCCACACACACACACACACACACACACACACACACACACACACACACACACACUAGUUUUCCAAGAUAUGUGUUUGGCGGUGUCCUUUCAAGUUGUCGCAGUGCGCACAUGAUUUCGAAUCUGAGUAUAGGAUGUGGUUGGCCAUCUUAUGGUUCAUACCUGCGGCAAGU